UGGCGAAGGUGAAGCGCUCGAGAGUGUGGCUGUACUUCACAGCAAAAGAUAUAAACUCAGCAGCCUGCAACAAAUGCUUAAAGGUAAUAAUGUGCAAAGGAGGUAACACCUCAAAUCUAAUGAAACACAUGGCGUCGCAUGGCGUUUUUUUAAAAGCCGAGAAAUGCACCAUAUUUGAUAACUUGCAGCAAGACAUCACACCGAGCACAUUUACUGCGGGUGUGGUGCCUGUUCUCGGAGUUAGCAACAUCCAAGAACCCGAAGAGGAGAGUCCGGCCCCUAGCCCUGCCAGUGUAGCAGAAAUGAUAACUGAUGAUGAUGAUGAUGAUGGCAGCAGCACCCGUUCUUCUCUGGAUACUCCCUUCACCCUGGCCAAAAAGUAGUCAAAGAUCUCCAUCCAUUUUCAACGGUGGAGUCGCCAUCAUUCAGGGAGAUGUCCACUGCCCUUAAUCCAAGGGAUCAGCCCCCAUCGAGGGAUGAUCUAUCCAACACACUUGUACCUGCUUGGUAUUGCGUGGAGAAAAGCAACCUCAUCCAGAAUUUGGCACAGGUUAACAAGGUCGCUAUCACCUGUGGUGGAUGGACCAGUAUUGCUCAGGACCAUUUCCUCACAGUGACUGUUCACUACAUCUACAAAGGCAAAAUGAAGCAGAAUGUGCUUAGCACUGAAGCAGUUUGUGAGUCACAAACAGGUCCAGUUGUCGCUAAAGAAAUAUCAAGUCUUGUGGAGCAAUUUCACUUGGGAGGGAAAAUAAUUGCUGCCACUGUAGACAAUGCCUGCAACAUGGAUGUUGCUUUGAAAAAAUUGGACUUUUUAAAAGUGGGAUGCUUUGCUCAUACCCUCAACCUGGCCGCACAAAAGGUGUAUGACAUUCCUGCAGUUUCCAGCUGGUGUGCCAAAAUCCGUUCAGUUGUGGUGUGGCUCAAACGUUCAUCGUUGAGCAAAACUGUGCUCAGAGAAAAGCAGCGAAUCCUGAAUUUGCCAGAGCAUAAUGUAAUUCUUGACGUUAAGACGCGCUGGAAUUCUCGCUUCCUAAUGGUGGAGAGAUUUAUGGAGCAGUUUGAUGCAAUCCAGGCAGCUGCUCUGGAUCUACGGCUGAGGAAGCCUAUGGAGAAGGACAAGCUAGAAAGGUUCACACACACCGAUUUAAUGAAGGCAGAGGAGUUUAUUAAGUGCAUCCAAGUCCUGUACACGUCAACCAUGUGUGUGUCAAGUGACAAGUCACCCACAUGCAGCUAAAUCAUCCCCAUCCUGGCCAAGCUGGAGGCACAUUUCAGACAAUGUGAUGAAGACAGUGUUUUCACCUCUUCAAUAAAAGGGAAAGUCUGGGGUAGUCUGCAGAAAAGAUAUCAGGAUGAAAACCUUCAGAAAUUUCUGAAGGAGGCCACGAUGAUGGACCCACGUUUUAAAGGCAGGCUAGGUGGUGAGGCAGCUACUGACAUCUGGGACAGGUUGGAGAAGGCAGCAGUUGCAAAUGCCACAGCAGCAGUUGCACAGCCUCCCACUGAGGACCCCAAAGCACACAGCGAGGUGGAUGAUGCUGACAUGGACAAGCCAGAAAAAUAUCUAAGUAAGGUCCAGAAGUCACCCUUAGAAAAGCUGUUUGAGUAUGAAGACAGAGAGCUUCAAAAGGCUGCUUCUCAAGCGGGUAGAGUCCCCUCAAUCACAGUGCAGGUACAGAAGGAGCUUCAAAUAUACAAAAGACUGCCAGGAAUUACCUCUGGACAAGACCCUGUGGCCUGGUGGUGGAGUAAGAGGGAUACACUCCCCAAUUUAUCUGCCCUAUCAGAAAAAUACUUGUGUGUCCCACCCUCAUCAACGCCUUCUGAAAGAGUUUUCUCUUGUGCUGGGCAUGCCAUCAGCCAAGAGCGAUGCCGUAUAGCUCCAGAAAAGGCUAAUAUGAUUAUCUUCUUGCAAAAAAACUGCUAAACAUCACAGGUUUCAUGACAAAGUUUGUGUUUUCAAUUGUUUAAGCACUGGUUCCAACCAAAGAAGUUAUGUUUUAUUGACAGAAAGGGCUAACUUUGUUAUCAUUUUUGCUUAAAAAAAAAUUACUGGGAAAAAUAAAAACACGAGGUUUUUGGACGAAGUUUGUGUUCUUUAUUCUUUAAGCACCGGCACCGUUUCAAAAGUACCGUUUUGGCACCGGUAUCGGAUAAAACCUAAACGAUACCCAUCCCUACACCUGAAAGUCUGUUUGUGAUGAAGUGUAAAUGCUGAGAGAAAACCUCUGUUUUGCCUUUUUUUUGAAGGCUAUGGGAGUUUGAAUGAGAGGAUUUUGAAGAAGAGGAAGCCAAACCUCUUCUGAGGCUGGUAUGGGCGGUAAACGUCAUCAAUAAAAUGAGGGACGUUGAAUUUCAAGCUAGAAUGCUUCUUCAGUUCUCAGAGGCCAUACCUCCUAAAUUUCAAACACCUAAACUCCUCAGCAUGGUGAAAGAUUACGUUGAAAUCCUUAAAAAGAAGCAGCAGCAACAGCAUAACACCAAACUGCUCACAGCGCAGGAGGUAGUGAUCGAGGUAGUUCCCCGCGUUCUCCAGGGCUUCUGGGAGCUUCCUCCUCGUCCCCUCCUAAACAUGGCCUCCCAGACUCUAAGCAUCCUAUCAACGAGUGUCACCAAGGCCACUUUGGAUCGUGUCUCCAACAGUCUCACAGCGAAGGAAACACAGGCCAUCUUCACACGCUCCAUCCGAGACAAUAUGGUCGACAGCAUCCUGACGGAGAUCAGAAAGAAAUUUCCUCAAGAAAUUCUGUCGAUCAAAAUUGCAAACUUUGCACCAGUGUUGCUGAAGACCAUUGCUGAUGUAGCAAUGAUCCGGAUAUCUGAAAUGUUUGAGCCCCCUUCAACUCUUCCUGAUGUGAAGAACAAAAAUGAAGAACGCUCCUCUGACGGUCUUUCAAUGGCAAAUGUUCCACCAGCCGAAGGAUCUUUUUCAGAACAUGUUCCAGUGCCUGAAGUUCUUUGUGAGGAACUUCUUGCUGAAAGGGCAUCCAAUCUGAGUUCUCAAGACCUUAAGAUCGAAGGACCUCUUUCAGAAAGUGUGCCAGAGCCUGAUGUUCCCGGUAAGGAACUUCAUGCUGUAAGUUCAUCUAGUAUGAAGCCUGAAGACCUUACGAUCAAAGGGCCUCUUUCAGAAACUGUGGCAGUGGCUGACGUUCCCUGUGAGGAACCCUUUGCAGAGUCCGAAUCCAGUCUUAACAGCGAAGAUCUUAAGAUCAAAGGAUCUCUUUCGAAAAUUGGGCCAGUUCCUGAUGUUCCCUGUGAGGAACCUUUUCCUGAACCCAGUAUGAAGUCCAAAGACCUUCAGAUCAAUAAGAAGAAGAAGAAAAAGGGCUUCUUCAAAAGACUUCAAAGUCUGUUCUGCUGUUGUUGCAGACCAAAAGUCACUGAUUGACACUGAAACUGAAACUGUCUGCGACCCAGUAUUGGUGUUCCAGUAACUGCAAAUAUGUAAAUAUGUUCCUUAAUGACUGUUGUUCAUGUUUUUAGGGUUUCUUUAGUUUUCAGUGGGCUGGGUGUUUUUUUCCCCUUAGGGUUCUUUACUUAAUUCUUGUUCAUAGUUCCAGAUUUGUUUUCCUCGUUCUUGUUUCUUAGUUUUUAGUUUCUUGAGUCCAGUUGAGUAUCUAUACGAGUUUUUGGUUUGUUUUUUGUGACGUUUAUCUCUAAUGAAAAUGUUUUUCCAGCAAUAAAAAAUGUCGAUUUAAGUUUCAUUCCA
Messenger RNA from Oreochromis aureus, 3715 nucleotides. RefSeq lists its product as uncharacterized. The transcript has 10 exons. The coding region runs from base 2342 to 3394 and encodes 350 amino acids. NCBI's taxonomy places the organism in Eukaryota, Metazoa, Chordata, Actinopteri, Cichliformes, Cichlidae. The record is from RefSeq and is a predicted model, not a curated record.